AUGGUCCGCAUCGCGCUUGACGUUAUUCGAGGGGUCGACUACCUGCACAAAAAGAAGAUUGUGUACUGCGAUCUCAAGUCCGAAAACGUCCUUGUCAGCGACGAUGGCCACGCCAAGCUCGCCGACUUUGGCAUUAGCCAGCAGACCACGCGUCGCGGCGAUGCGAAACAACAAGGCACACCGCAGUACAUGGCGCCCGAGCUCACGGGCUCCGCAGCCGCCGCGCCGACUUAUGCCUCGGACGUCUAUGCAUUUGGCAUUCUUCUCACAGAGCUCGAUGCCAACACGGGCAUGGUGCCGUACGAGACGAUUGAUUACAACAACAACCACUUUGCGCUAUGGAAAGAAGUCCGAUCCGGUCUGCGUCCCGCGCUUCGUGACGAUUGCCCUCUUUGGUUCCGCGAGCUGGCGGUCCAGUGCAUGGCGACGGUCCCGAGCGACCGCCCUUCUGUGUCGACGAUCAUCGACAUUUUGGAUAAGAACUUGCGCGACAUGUAG
Messenger RNA from Saprolegnia diclina VS20, 498 nucleotides. RefSeq names its product serine/threonine protein kinase. NCBI's taxonomy places the organism in Eukaryota, Oomycota, Saprolegniomycetes, Saprolegniales, Saprolegniaceae. The record is from RefSeq and is a predicted model, not a curated record. Bases 1 to 498 code for a protein of 165 amino acids. Gene Ontology annotation, molecular function: protein kinase activity; ATP binding. The transcript has 2 exons. Gene Ontology annotation, biological process: protein phosphorylation.